This is a messenger RNA of Plutella xylostella (diamondback moth), 920 nucleotides long. The record is from RefSeq and is a predicted model, not a curated record. Lineage: Eukaryota; Metazoa; Arthropoda; Insecta; Lepidoptera; Plutellidae.
GGAGUGUUAGCAGAAAAUAACCCUGCAGGAGAACCAAAAUCGAAGAGGGAUCAAAUUGUGCCUCUUUUCAGAGCUCCACUCAUAAAGUAUACCAUUAUAAUGGCUGCACUAUUCGUAUUCCAACAAGUCGGUUCAUUUGUGAUAUGGCUGCCGAGGAUUGCGAACCAAUAUGUGAACAUCGUCCAAAGUGGAGAUGGGACCAACAAGACCCUGUGUGGUAUUAUCAGAACUGCCAUCACUACCCCGCCCAAUCCCGACGCAGCCCCGUGUUCACUGAAUGUCCCGUCGCUGAUCAUCGUGAUCGCCGUGUGCGUGUUCCAGUCCACGGUUAAUUUAAUUAUUAGUUUGGUGGUGAACCGCACCGGGCGUCGCAACAUGGUGAUAUUCGGAACCUCAGCGGUGGGUCUGUGCGGAGUCGUCACCAACCUGGUCCCUAACGCCUACGGCAGUGGGGUGCUAUUCGUCUGCUUCUGUCUCGGGAUCCUCGCGCACGGACUGUACACAGCGAUGGCGGUAGCGCUUUUCCCUACAUCUGUGAGAGCGAUGGCAGUGUCUCUGGUGCUGGCGGCGGGUCGCGUGGGAGUAUUCGCGGCGAUACAGAUCCUCAACCUGCUGCUGCACAGCCACUGCGAGGCGGGCUUCUACAUCUUCGCUACUCUGUUUGCUUCUUCAGCGAUAGUGGCCCUGUUUCUGCCCGACGAUCGAAUGCUGAUGAAAGCUUCAGCGCCAGAAAAAAAUGAGGACACCGAGAAAGAACAAUCAAAGCUGUGAUAAUAUUUAUUGUAGGUAAUUUGAUAACUUUAUUGAGUUGGUAGUCCUGAAAACGGAAGUGGCUAAAAAGUCGCACUCUUUAUGGUCAUUACUUUAUAGUUGGACUGUAUUUUAAAAGACCAGUGCAAUCCAAAUGGCAAAAGUUAAGU